Messenger RNA from Bombyx mori (domestic silkworm), 971 nucleotides. RefSeq names its product H+ transporting ATP synthase subunit d (gene ATPsynD). Gene Ontology annotation, biological process: proton motive force-driven ATP synthesis. The record is from RefSeq and is marked provisional. NCBI's taxonomy places the organism in Eukaryota, Metazoa, Arthropoda, Insecta, Lepidoptera, Bombycidae. Gene Ontology annotation, molecular function: proton-transporting ATP synthase activity, rotational mechanism.
AUUUUGACGUUAGGAAUUAUUGUGCAUUCGUAACUUUAAUCGAAAAAACGCCGAAAAAUGGCGAAAAGAAUAUCACAAAGUGCCGUAAACUGGGCUGCUCUCGCUGAGAGAGUUCCCGCCGAACAAAAGGCGCACCUUGCUGCUUUCAAAAUAAAAUCCGAUAAUUAUCUCCGAAGGGUACUAGCCAAUCCACCUGAACCGCCCAAGAUUAACUGGGCUGUGUACAAACAGGCUGUACCUAUUCCUGGAAUGGUAGACACAUUCCAGAAGCAAUAUGAAGCUCUAAAAAUUCCAUACCCAGCUGACACUCAGACGGCACUUGUAGAAUCGCAGUGGAAUCAAGUCAAGAAUGCCAUCGACGCGUUUAUCCAAGAGUCCAAUGCCAACAUUGCAUCCUACCAAAAAGAAAUCAAUGCAACCAAGGCCCUACUGCCGUAUGACCAGAUGACCAUGGAAGACUUCUAUGAUGCCCAUCCUGACCUGGCCCUUGAUCCCAUCAAGAAGCCAACCUUCUGGCCACACACUCCGGAAGAGCAGCUCGACUAUGUCGACCCAGAGAAACAAGCUCAGCCUACUACAGCUGCAGCUGCACACUAAUAUUGUAAAAGUGUUGCUGGCUAUAUAUUAGUGAUAGCCAUCAGACAUGUUAUAUCAUUUGAAAACUUAUUUAUGUAGGCAAUAAAAGAUAAUGCUACAUCUGUCAAUUUAAUUUUUCCAUUUUAUAUCAGACCAGUGUAUUCCUGCUCUAAAAUUACUGUCCAUAAAAUUACCUGUAAAUUUUUUUUCUUUAGAUGAGUAACGAACCUCAUGACCUAACAUUAUUUUGGCCACAUGCUCAUUUACUGGGUCUACUGCCUUUUAUGAACUUUUCCACCAUAUUACCAGAGCCUACAAGAUAUCAAGAUAUCAACUGUACAAUGUGUACCUACUCUUAGUGCAACUGCUCUACUCUAUCCUCUUAGUGAAACGAU